CGGAGGAGGGCCGUGGUUGAUGCUUCCACCGGCGCGGUCGGGGAAGAUGGCGGCGUACAAGUUAUACUCCCCCGUGAAGGGACAAGUAGUGAGCUUUUUCAACAUCAACGACAACGAUAAGACGGUAGAGGUAAUGCAGGACCCCGCAACUAAGUUGGUGGGGUCGUCGCACGGCUGGCUAGCUCUGUACAACCCCCGCCGCAGGGCCUUUUUCCUUUCGAAUCCCCUCUCCGGCCGCCGCAUAGAUCUUCCGCAGCCGCCCGACUUUUUGGAACCCAUUCACAAGGUGAUCGUGUCGUCCUCUCCCGACGAAGACGAUGACUGCCGCGCCUUGAUGAUGUUUUCCAUGCAGACAUGUUUCUAUGUCUGCCGUCCCGGCCGCAACGCAUGGACUCUCUUGGGCAAAUUUGGUUACGAAGAUUUCGUCUACUCCGCCGCACGGAAACGAUUUCUGUGCUUGCUGAGUGAGCAAGUUAUGAUUGAUUUUGAUGAUGAGGAGGAGUUUGAGCCCUGGGACUUGGAGUGCUGGAGUGUUGUACAAGAACCGGAACCAACCAUCGACCUCGAAUGGAUGACCAAGUCGUUGGAUUCUGAGCUUUUUCAUAAGCAAGUGAGAGAGGUUGGUGCUUGCUACGAGCCCGUAGUGCAUUACACCAGAUACCUGGUCGCCGACGACCGCCGCGGCCGCAUCUACGUCGUCGUGCGCUAUAUCGCCUGGUUCGAAUAUGAGAAAACGGUUGGAUUUGAUGUGUAUAGAAUCGACAAGGGCUUCAUGAAGAUGAAGGGGAGCUUGGAUGGGCUGGUGAUGUUUGUCGGAGUCAACGAGUCGUUUGCGGUGGCGGCGUCGGAGUUCCCGCAGCUGCAGCCGGAUUCCAUUUACUACACACGUGAUACGUCUGGCGGUCACGAUCUUGGCAUUUUUGAUUACCGUCGCAAGAGUUUUUCUUCUUGCUAUUAUCACCGCGACACUUCAACUUUCCAAACCAUUCACCCACCACCUCUUCUUGCUAUUAUCACCGCGACACUUCAACUUUCCAAACCAUUCACCCACCACCUCUAUGAAUAG
Messenger RNA from Salvia miltiorrhiza (redroot sage), 1066 nucleotides. RefSeq lists its product as uncharacterized. Lineage: Eukaryota; Viridiplantae; Streptophyta; Magnoliopsida; Lamiales; Lamiaceae. Bases 20 to 1066 code for a protein of 348 amino acids. The transcript has 2 exons. The record is from RefSeq and is a predicted model, not a curated record.